This is a messenger RNA of Rhinichthys klamathensis goyatoka, 1629 nucleotides long. It is a transcript of the gene tekt3, whose product is annotated as tektin 3. Lineage: Eukaryota; Metazoa; Chordata; Actinopteri; Cypriniformes; Leuciscidae. Gene Ontology annotation, cellular component: sperm flagellum; nucleus; microtubule cytoskeleton. The transcript has 8 exons. The record is from RefSeq and is a predicted model, not a curated record. Bases 134 to 1603 code for a protein of 489 amino acids. Gene Ontology annotation, biological process: cilium movement involved in cell motility; cilium assembly.
AGUUCUCCACUGUUCUGCACACAGGUGCGCGCAUUCACCUGUCAACGGUGCACAGACUGCACACAUGUGCGCGGGCGCUUCAUGCGAAUGACACAUUCAAACACACGGGAAAAGGUGGCUAAUUGAUUAACACAUGAUGGAGCUAAUUGGAUCCACCCAGAUGGCCACUUAUGCUCGGCCCAAAACCAGCCACUUCCUGCCGGCUAUAUCCACCACAGCAUCCAGUUAUAGGAGCCAUCAGCCAGCCCUUACCAUCAACCAGAAUUCAAACAUGCCCUGGAGGACUAACUCUUACUUUAGAAGUGGCAGCGCAAUCCCGACCGUAUCAGCACUUCAAAGAGACAACCUGGACUUAGUCCGGGCCAAAACCAUGUUCUACCCCUCUAACAGGACGGCUCUCAGUUCACGAUACAUGCCAGAGGACUGGUACAAGUCUAACCAGAGUAACUACAGGGAGUCAGAGUCGUCCCGGAACAGUGCCGAAAGGCUUCGGAGAGACACGAUGCGACUGAUUCAGGAUAAGGACCAGCUGACUCGCAGGACUCAGGACUCCACCAGCAAGAACAUUGGAGAAAGGCUGAACGACAUCAGCUUCUGGAGGUCUGAGCUCAAUCAUGAGAUAGACAACAUGGUGACAGAGAUAUCAGUACUGACGGAUGUGAAAAGAAGGCUGGAAAGAGCACUAGCUGAGACAGAAGGGCCACUGCAGGUGUCUCAGGAAUGUUUGUUCCACAGGGAGAAACGGAUGUCCAUUGAUCUGGUUCAUGAUGAUGUAGAGAAAGAUUUGAUUAAGGAAGUGGAGGUGAUUAAGUCAUGUCAGGAGAGAAUGAGGCGACAUUUAGAGCGAGCUAUUGCUCAACUAGCGUCGAAUCGUGCAGCACAGCACGAGCUGGAGAGAGAUUUGAGUGACAAGGUAACAGCUCAGAGAAUCGAUGACAGGUGUCACCAUCUCAGGAACACCUCUGAUGGAAUCAGCUACUAUAGAGGAAUCGAUCGCCUGGACCCAUCUAUCAGUCUUCCAGACUCCUGGUCGAAGUUCACCGACGACAACAUCCUGCAUUCUCAGAGCCAACGCGCCGCAUCUCACAAACUCCGUGAUGAGAUUGAGAUUCUGCUCAAUGCCACUUCAAAUGAGAUGUGGAACCAGUUUAACACCGUAAACGUGUCAUUCACCAACCGUAUCUCUGAGACGGCAGACACCAAGAACAGUCUGCAAACUCACCUGGCCAAGACUCUUCAGGAAAUCUUCCAGACUGAGAUGCUGAUUGAAGCUUUAAAAAAGGCAAUCCGAGACAAAGAGAACCCACUUAAAGUGGCCCAAACCCGCCUGGAAGAGAGGACUCGCAGACCCAACGUCGAACUCUGCAGAGACAACCCUCACCAUAGGUUGAUUACAGAAGUGAGGGAGAUUGAAGACACCAUUCAUAAGCUGAGACAGAGAUUGAUGGAGGCCGAGAACACCCUGCAGACCCUGGUGAAGACGAAAGUUUCUCUGGAGCAUGACCUGUCAAUCAAGGCCAACUCUCUGUUCCUGGAUCAGGAAAAAUGCAUGAGCAUGAGGAAGAGCUUUCCCAGCACUCCUCGUCUAGUCGGAUACACCUAGAUCCUCCAGAACCUUCUCUAGAAGCU